GGCUCAGUACGCUGCGAACGCUCAUUGAAAAUGGUCUGCAGGCCGCGCAUGCGCUUGAGCCCGAAAACGAACCGAAAUCGAUACAGAAGCCAAGCGCCAGUCGCGUGUUCGCGUUUUGCUUCGAUUUAAUUUCGGUUUUUCUUUUUAUACAUUUUUUAACUGUGUGCUGUGUGUGCAUUGAAAGUUUGACGCCUCUGGAAGUUGUGAAAAAGCGUCUCGAUUCGAUUUUAAAUUUGGAUUUUCUAGUGAUCGGCGAACGUGACCGGCCGAAAAUUGAAAAUUAUUUUCCUUGCAGUCUUCCACCUGAUCCACGAGGAUGAUCCGUGAGUGCCUGGCGCUGGUCGCCCUCCUUCAGCUGGGGGGCGUGACACGGGCUCUGCCCACCAUCCAGGGCGGCAAUGCUCGGCAGCAGCUGGACAAGAGCUUCUUCCAGCCCCCAGAGAUCGAGCAGACGAUCGACGAGGUGCAGAAGAUCCUGGCCAACGAUCCGGCUUUGCCCAGGUUAACGCGUGGCGAGAUCGAGGAGCUGUACGAGAAGGUGACCCGCGAGGAGUACGAGAAGAGCCUGGAGGCCGGUGACAUGAGCCGGGCGGACAGCAUGCGCGCCCUCAUGCUCGUGCUGCCCUUCAACACGGACAACAACACGGAGGAGAACCUGCAGGAGCUGUACACGCGGCCUCCGGUGACGCGCGUGAUCGAUGCCUACACGCCGCCGGAUCCCGUGAAGUUCCUCACCGCGGAUCCCAGUGCCCUGCCGCGGAGCACGGUGCCUGGGGGCAAUCCAGCGGUGGCGGCCACCACCUACAAGCCAUCCUACGGCCUGCAGCAGCAGUUCAGGCCCAUGCCGCUGGCGACCACCUAUCAUCCGCCCGCUCCGCCGCCGGUGGUUUACCAGGACUUCAAGCCGGUCACGGCGGCAGCUAUCCCAGCUAUCCCUGCACCGCACCCUGCCAGCCAUCGAUUCAGCUCCCACUACAGUGCCAAGAACGCGCAGUUCCUGAGGAAACCCAAGCCCACGGCCACCUCCAUCUCCACCGCCACCGCUACCAGCACGGUGAAGCCCGUGGCGGACAUCCUCGAAAGCCUGGGCAUCGUGUCGGGCGGCAAGAGCGACUCCGCCCACAAGCGGUAUGCCCUGGACGACUUCUACCCGGCGGAGAGUGCCCCUCAGCCGUCCGUGGUGGCGGUGGCCGAUCUGCGGGGUCUCCAAGGAGCUCGCAUCCGGCCGGAGGCCUACUCAAACUUCAAGCCCUUGAACAUUGGUGAAGAGCUGCGGGUGAAGCCCGAAAUCGAGGGUUACCUGACCCGCUUUGGGAUUGUGAAGAAGGCUCCGAAGGCCCUGAAGAAGGAGGGACUGGCGAAGCCCACGGAGGAGCCCACCGGUGCCCAUACGGAGCUGUCCACGGCCACGGCCCGGUUGCCGCCGACGGGAAACGCGGAGCUGGCCAAGCUGCUGGAGAACCUGCAGGAACUGGAGCGACUACAAUCGCAGCAGCCCAAGAGGAAGGCUCCCACGAGCACCACCACCAGCACCACAACCAGCACCACAAGCAGCACCACCACGACCACCACACCGGCUCCACAGCCACUCAUCACCCAUGGGGAACCCCUGCUCAUUGAGGCCAAGAAGCCACGCCGGCGAAUCGAUCCGAAUAUAGACCAUAACUAUGCCAGCGCGGGCAACCACCAGCCCACGCCCACCAGCUCCGAUGAACUGUCCAAGCUGUUGCAGAAUCUCCAGGAGCUGGAGAAGCUGAAGAUCAACCCGGAGAACGUGAUUAAGGCAGCCAGUCCGAGCGUGCAGUCCUUGAGCAGCCGGUUCUCCAGCACCACCAGCACCACCAGUACCACCACCACUCCCUCGCCCGCCCAAAACGAAGCCCGUGAGCUGCAGCGAAUCCUGAAGCAGCUGCAGCAGUUAGAGCAUUCCAGCCGGACCACAACGAGCACGACCAGUACAACCGUCAAGCCCUCGAGGAAUCAGGGCUUGGGAUUGGGAUUGGGACAGGCCAACUCCCUGGGUGCCGUCGAUCUGCUCCAGCUGCAGCGCCUGUUGAGCGACGAUCGCGAGUUGGAGAAGCUGUACGAGCAGGCCAGGAACAGCAAGAAGAAGCAGCAUCAGCCGAAGACGACUACUACAACUACUACCACUACCACUACUACUACGGCCGCCCCGGCAACCACGAGUACGGUUAAGCCCACUCCCUCGGUGGACCAUGCCCAGUUCGAGGCCUUGAUUACCCGCGUGCAGCAGUUGGAGCAGCUGCAGCAGCCCACCACCACGCCGCCCAACUUCCUCACCCGGAACGUGGCAGGCUCCAGGGCGGAGUUCUCCCUACCCAGCAACGAUUUUGCCCACCUGCAGGCGCUCUCACCGACCUCCGCCUCCUUCCUGCCGGGCGGAAGAGGAGCAGUGGAGAUCUCCACGGCUGCCUCCACCGCCAGGCAGAGACCGCUGAGCCACUUCGAGCGGAGCAACGGACUGCUCCAGGACGAGGUGCGCCCCCAGGACUACGUGCAGCUGCAGAAGCUGUUAAGCAAGGUGCAGGAGCUGGAGCGAGUGCAGCUGCGGACGGAUCACGUGACCCAGCCCCAGUUCCAACUGGUCACGGCCGCCUCGGUGCGCAGUCCAAAUGUGAAGACCAUCAACGGAGCCCACAUCGUCUAUGCCCAGCCAGCCAAGGAGCAGGAGGUGCAGCAGGAGCAGGAGCCGGAGCCGGAGCACGAGCUAAAGUUGGAUCUGCCCGUUUACCAGAGGCCGAAUCCCACCCUGGCCACGCCCACUCAAUCCUCCAGCGAGGAGCUGCGGGAACUGGCCAUGAGCCAGCCCGCGCAUCCGCAGCGAGGAGUCGGCGGAGUCUCGCCAGACUUUGUCCAGUUCCAGCAGUUCCUCGGCAGCCUGGAGGAUACGGGCGAGCGCCAGAGCUACCAGCACAUGCAGCCCAUCUACAAGACGGUGCCGUCCACGCCGGCCAAUCCUCGUUUUGUGCCUGCCAGGAGGGCGCCCACAACGCCCAGCUCGAGAGUUGGGCCCAAAAAGGGCGAUUUGGAGGAGCUGCAGAAGCUGCUGUACAACACCCAACAGCUGCAAAAACUGGGCGUGGCUCUGCCCAACGAGCUGUCGCAGCAGCUGGAGAGCCAGCUGCAGGCCACCUCGUCCUCUACAUCCACAUCCACAUCCACAUCCACGACCAGCACUACGACCACUACCAGCACCACUGCGGCUCCCGCUCAAGUGCAUGACACCUCCUCUCCGGCGGUCUUCUCGCUGACCACCAGCCGCCCCAAGGUGCCCAGACCCAUCGCGGAGCACAUGCCCACCACGGAGAGCGGGCUCCAGCUGCCUGUCUUCAGUGCCACCAAGAUCAUCGAGGCGGCCAUCAAGCGGGCGGCCAACAGGAUCGGUGUGAGCACCGAACUGGCGCCCAAGCAGGGCCUGCCCAUUGGGGUGGUCAAGGGACUGGGCUUUCGCCGGCGCAGCGACGAGGGCGAGGUCGAAGAUCUGGACGGAGGCGAGGGCGAGGGCGAGGCCAGGGAGGGCGAGCUCGAUGGCGACCUAAUGGCAGAGUUCAGUGAGCUCAAUUAUCAGCUGGCCAAGCCGGAGCCCGAGACACCCAAGGAGAAGAGGGACGACUCCAAGAGCAAUCUCAGCGAGCUGCAGCGCCUCAUCAGCAAUCUCCAGGAGCUGCAACAGCUCAACGUGAGUCUGAACCAGGUGACCACUGCUCCCAGUCCCGAUGCCGCGUAUCUGCAGUCCCUGCAAAACGGUCAGGAUGAGACCCUGAAGGCGAGGCGACAGAGUGAGGGAAAUGCCACCACAGAGAAGGAGGAGAAGGAGCCAGACCCGCCCACGACCACCCAGUCUCCCACUAAGAUCAGUCUGAGUCUGGGCUUGGACAACGACGAUGGGGACACUCAGGGAGCAGCCAAGGAGGAGGAGAAGUCAGCGAGCACCACAAGUACCACCAGCACCACCACCACCACCACAGAGGAGCCCCGGAACGGAUCGCUCGACGAUUUGGCCGACUCCUUUGGACCCGACCCUGUGAGCGAGGAGCCACCGCCCCCGGAGAAGAAGAACGGAUUCUAUUUCCUGGCCGAUUGGAACUCGUUCCUCGAAGUGGGCGACAGCGAUGAUCAGGUGGUGGUGCGACUGAGCCCCAAGAUCGGCGAUCCGCGCCUCUUCCUGCCCGUGAAGAUUCCCUAGUAGCAGGGUCCUUCGGGCCGGAUAUGCUGUACAUAUGUUUCCCCCGCUGUCUCGUCCUCUUCCAGCCGUUUGCUAUCCCAAUGUGUAUGUAUUUAUUGUAGUCACUGUCCUCUAAAUCUGCUUCCACCUCGGAAAAGGAAUUCGGGAUUCGCGAUCCGGGAAUCCGAGAAUCCGUCGUAAGUCGUAGUCGUAAGUCGGGCCUAGGCUUAAGAGUCAAUCAGCGAGAUCAAGGUCAAGCACAAAGUCGUAAUUAAUGCUAUGUAUAUGUGUAACUAAAGCUCUUGAAAUAAAGAUAUAUCGACAUAGUUAAGGAA
Messenger RNA from Drosophila elegans, 4521 nucleotides. Its product is annotated as cell wall protein DAN4. The record is from RefSeq and is a predicted model, not a curated record. Bases 317 to 4207 code for a protein of 1296 amino acids. Lineage: Eukaryota; Metazoa; Arthropoda; Insecta; Diptera; Drosophilidae. The transcript is spliced from 3 exons.